This is a messenger RNA of Aricia agestis (brown argus), 1021 nucleotides long. Its product is annotated as PRADC1-like protein. The record is from RefSeq and is a predicted model, not a curated record. The coding region runs from base 115 to 759 and encodes 214 amino acids. NCBI's taxonomy places the organism in Eukaryota, Metazoa, Arthropoda, Insecta, Lepidoptera, Lycaenidae. The transcript is spliced from 5 exons.
UAUUGAAAUAAUUGUAUUUUUUGUGUAAUGUGUACUAUUUAAACUUGUAAAUGCAUAGUAAAAUACCGGAAAAAAACUAUAUAUUGAUACCGAACAAUUGUAUCUCCUGCGAUUAUGUUAUGCGAUAGCAAAAGAUCAUUUUUAAGUGUACUGUUACUGCAGUUUCAUAUUUUGUUGAUUCUUUUUGCUGCUAUAGUUUCGCCGGGAGCCAAUGAUUUGCACUUCGAAGAUGGAGCUUCUACAGCUGAUAUAAUUGGCGGAGAUGUGUUUUUUGAAAUAUUAGACCCUCCUGAACUCAGAUACACAUAUCGAAUGAGACCAGCUAGAGACUUUGGAGCUACAUUUAAUGAAAGUUUUCAAUUACGGAAGGUGAAACUAGUGCCAACAGUGCCUUUGCACAGUUGCACUGAUAUUGAGAAUUCUGAGUUGCUACUUGGACAAGUAGCACUUUCCGAAAGAGGUGAAUGCUCAUUUGCUUCUAAGACGUCAAAGGCGCAGCAGGCGGGGGCCAUAGCUAUCAUCAUAACAGAGUCUCUAGACAAAUGGGAUGAUGCACAGGACUAUUUGAUUGAAAUGGUGGAUGAUAAGAUGGAGCUCAACAUAAACAUUCCAGCGGCUUUCCUCCCGGGGAGAAAUGGCGCAACCAUACUCCGUACUCUUAAGAAGUUAGAUAUGAAAUAUGCAAUUAUUAGUUUGCCCAUCAAUAUGACACAUGUGCCGUUUCACAAAAUGAACCAACCUCCAUGGAUAGCGUGGUAACAUACGAUUAUGUUUAAAUAAUAUCAUACACCAAAAUAGCGGCCUUGUUAAAAUUAUAACCGACACACCAAAAUGCUGCCAUAUAGUGCAAAAUAUUCAAAAUGUUGCAAAACGCAAAUUAAACACAACAAAGACCAAGUGGCCGGCCGGCGAGAUAGACAAAUGAAUGUAAGAAAACUUGACUGUAGGGAGUGAUAAAAGAUCUUGAAUAGGCUAGAUGACUAUUUUUUUUUCUUAUUGGUAAUUGAAAGACCCUUAAAAA